Messenger RNA from Nerophis ophidion (straightnose pipefish), 6355 nucleotides. Its product is annotated as zinc finger protein 664-like. The record is from RefSeq and is a predicted model, not a curated record. The transcript is spliced from 2 exons. Gene Ontology annotation, biological process: regulation of transcription by RNA polymerase II. Gene Ontology annotation, cellular component: nucleus. NCBI's taxonomy places the organism in Eukaryota, Metazoa, Chordata, Actinopteri, Syngnathiformes, Syngnathidae. Bases 228 to 1421 code for a protein of 397 amino acids. Gene Ontology annotation, molecular function: DNA-binding transcription factor activity, RNA polymerase II-specific; RNA polymerase II transcription regulatory region sequence-specific DNA binding.
ACCUAGUAAAUGUAUGAUCUAUAAUAAACUAAUAAAAAAUAAUUAUAAAUAAAAUAAUUUAAGUAAAACUACGAGUGAGGCGAGCGACGUCGAUCUUGCGCAUGCGCAGACGGAACAUGUCUUCCGGUAGAGCUCAUUAAGUCCACCGGCAACGACGACGACAAAGGACGAGAAUACAUCCAUUUUUUCCGCUUCUUAUCCCUCAACCGAGGUCGAAUCAUUUAAAAAUGUUAAAAGAGUUGGUCAAAGAGCGACUAAUGGCAGCGGCCGAAGAAAUAUUUGGGCUGUUCGAAGGAACGAUAGCGUCGUACGAGGCAGAACUUUGUCGAACAAGAGAAGAGAACGAGCGACAACGACAACAACUGGAAGCUGCCGGCAAGACUCAAAUUGUGAUCCACCUUGAAGACAUUCAGCAGCUGAUUGGUCGCCAAGAUGGACCUCCCCCUCAGCCGCAGGAGGGGAGCUUUACUUUAAGGGAGGAGGCUCCACGGUCCCUGCAGGUCAAAGAGGAAGAGGAGGACCUCUGGAUCACUCAAGCAGGAGAGCGUCGUCUCGGGCCGGCUCUGUUUGGUGUCUCUGUGAAGACUGAAAACUCUCAAGACAAACCACAACACCUUCAUCACAGUCCAGGUCAGGUGCCUCCAAGCAGCAGCUCACUACAGCACAUUACAAAAGACAUUGGAGACCUCCGGGGAGGAUCACAAGCAGACAAUCUCUUUGUCCUACUCUCAGACAGCGACGGGACAACGUCACACUGUCCCGAGGACCGCGACAACACCAAAGAACCUUUGAGCAGCGAUACGGACUGCGAAGUUGUUAUGAGGACUCACACUGACAACAAACACUCUGAAUGCGGUGAAAAGAAGACCGGUAAAAAACUUGGGAACAUAAGAAAACGCAGAGGAGAAAAAACGUUUCGUUGUUCGUCUUGCGAGAAAGCAUUCCAUUACAAGUCAGACUUGGUAAAUCACAUGAGGAUACACACCGGAGAAAAACCUUUCAGGUGUGUGGUCUGUGGUGAGCAAUUUGCUCACAAGUCCAAUAUGAAGAGACACGCAAUAAAUCACACGGACGAAAAACCUUUCAGUUGUUCAGUUUGCGGUAAAAGAUUCUAUAGUCAGUUAACUAUGGAAUCACACAGGAGAUCACACACGGGAGAAAGGCCUUUUAGUUGUUCAGUGUGUAACAAAACAUUCUCUCAAAAUGCAACUGUGGUGAAACACAUGAGAACGCACACAGGAGAAAAACCUUACGGUUGUUCCUUCUGCAGUAAAGCGUUCUCUCAGAAGACAAAUAUGGUAUCACAUAUGAGAAUACACACAGGAGAAAAGCCUUAUAGUUGUUUAUUGUGUGGUAAAAGUUUCUCUAAUAAAUCAAACAUGCAAAAACACAUUAGAAUACACGGGAGAAAAAACUUCUAAUUCUUCAGUUUGUAGCGAAAGAUAAUCGGAGAAGUCAAAACUGGUGAAACACAUUAAAGGCCUACUGAAAUGAUAUGUUCUUAUUUAAACGGGGAUAGCAGGUCCAUUCUAUGUGUCAUACUUGAUCAUUUCGCGAUAUUGCUAUAUUUUUGCUGAAAUGAUUUAGUAGAGAACAUCCACGAUAAAGUUCGAAAACUUUUGGUCGCUAAUAAAAAAGCCUUGCCUGUACCGGAAGUAGCAGACGAUGUGCGCGUGACAUCACGGGUUGUGGAGCUCCUCACAUCCUCAUAUUGUUUAUAAUCAUAGUCUCGAGCUAUUCGGACCGAGAAAGUGAUGAUUUCCCCAUUAAUUUGAGCGAGGAUGAAAGAUUAGUGGAUGAGGAAAGUAAGAGUGAAGCACAAAAAAAAAAAAGCGACGGCUCUGGGCGGCGGCAGUGGAAGGGUUUCAGAUGUAAUUAGACACAUUUACUAGGAUAAUUUUGGAAAAUCCCUUAUCAGCUUAUUGUGUUAAUAGUAUUUUAGUGAGAUUCUAAAGUCAUACCUAAAAGUCGGAAGGCUGCGGUGAACGCCAGUGUCUCUGAGAGAAGCCGAGGAGCCAAGAUCACAGCUGCCUUUUUGACAGCUACAGGUUGAGGUCCCAUAUUCCACUGAAGUCUCCGGUAAGAGCCGACUUAAUAUCACAAUUUUCCCAUCCAAAAACUUGCUGGUUGACGUAGAGAAACAUGUUCGCUUGACCGCUCUGUGUUAAAGCUUCACAACAAACAAAGAAACACCGGCUGUUAGGGGUGUAACGGUACGUGUAUUUGUAUCGAACCGUUUCGGUGCGGGGGUUUCGGUUCGGCACGCGGGCGUACCGAACAGGUUCGGAAGCAGAAGUCUUCACAAGCUGCUCUGCUUUCUGCCUAUGUCUCUGCCUCAUUGUCCCGCCCACACAACCAUCUGAUUGGUUACAUACAAAGCCAAUCAGCAGUGCGUAUUCAGAGCGAUGUAACAGCCAAUCAGCAGUGCGUAUUCAGACUUCAGAGCGAUGUAGUCAAUGCUUUAGCGUCGAGCAGAUAUUCGUCUAGCAGGGGAGGAGCGGACUCUACCCAAAUUAUACUAAACACUUCCCAGUCACAACUAUUACAAACAUCACUAUGAGCCCGUUGACCUUCUAGAAACUUAAACUGCAGCUCAGCUCGCUCACAGUAUAGGCUUGAGAUAAAGGCUAUUUAGCUUUUAGCGUAACGUUAGCUCAUUUUUCUCUGUGCGUGUGCAUGUUUUAGGGGCAGCAAAGCCCUGUCUGUCUGUUAUUUCAUUGAACUCCAUUGUGUUUAGGGAUGAAUAGUCUCUCCUAUUGCAAUUGUACUAUUUUUCAGCUAUAGUUAAAUGAAUCAUUAGUAAUGUAGCAGCCUAGUUUUGAAUAGCAGGGUCCCUGCUAUCACAUGUUGAUAAAAAUACAACAUUUACAUAAUAAAAGUCACCUACAGGCUUCCCAAAUGCUGUAAUAAAUUAAGCAUGAUGAGUUGACAUUAAACAGUUUCAAUGGAAACUGUUUAAUAUUAAACUUUUUUAUGUAGAAGAAAGGUUUUUUUCAUUUUAUUGAAUCAAAGCAACAAUUUGAGGCAGUUUAAUGUGGAUUAACGUGGGCAGAAUUAUUAUAGUGUUCCCAAUGUUAAAAGGAUGAAACCAUCCAUCCAUCCAUUUUCUACCGCUUAUUCCCUUUUUUGGGGUCGCGGGGGGCGCUGGCGCCUAUCUCAGCUACAAUCGGGCGGAAGGCGGGGUACACCCUGGACAAGUCGCCACCUCAUCGCAGGGCCAACACAGAUAGACAGACAACAUUCACACACUAGGGCCAAUUUAGUGUUGCCAAUCAACCUAUCCCCAGGUGCAUGUCUUUGGAGGUGGGAGGAAGCCGGAGUACCCGGAGAGAACCCACGCAGUCACGGGGAGAACAUGCAAACUCCACACAGAAAGAUCCCGAGCCUGGAUUUGAACCCAGGACUGCAGGAACUUCGUAUUGUGAGGCAGACGCACUAACCCCUCUGCCACCGUGAAGCCCUGGAUGAAACCAUUGUUUACAAAUUUGGUAAAUAAAUAACCAAAAAAUUAAUAUUUUUUUUUAUUUCUUACUGUACCGAAAAUGAACCGAACCGUGACCUCCAAACCGAGGUACGUACCGAACCGGAAUUUUUUUGUACUGUUACACCCCUACCGGCUGUGUUUCGGUGCUAAAAGCAGCUGCAAUCCACCAACAGCGUUCUUCUUUGACGUCUCCAUCAUUAUUUCAACAAAUUGUAAAAUAUUCAGCAACACAGAUGUCCAAAUUACUGUGUAAUUAUGCGACGAAAAGAGACGACUUUUAGCCGAGAUGUCACAAACACGCGUCAUCAUACGCAUCAUCAUUCUGCGACGUUUUCAACAAGAAACUCUGCGGGAAAUUUAAAAUUGCAAUUUAGUAAACUAAAGCGGCCGUAUUGGCAUGUGUUGCAAUGUUAAUAUUUCAUCAUUGAUAUAUAAACUAUCAGACUGCGGGUAGUGGCUUUCAGUAGGCCUUUAAACAUAGCAAGGCAACAAUCGUAGUCUGAAGGAAGACACAGAGACACACUCGCAUAACUCAGGACUGCUGGAUCGGACUGGAAGACCCAUGGGCGUAUUUACUUAUUUGAGUUCCCAAGUCAAAUUUAGUCACAUAAAAAAACAUGGAAAUUUUGUAUUUUUUUAGAACUGUAUCAACACUUUGACUGUAAUUCAUUGGUACAUCAAUCGACAAUCUAGUACAGUGGUUCUCAACCUUUUUUCAGUGAUGUACCCCCUGUGAAUUUCUUUUUUUUAAUUCAAGUACCCCCUAAUCAGAACAAAGCAUUUUUGGUUGAAAAAAAAAAAGAGAUUAAGAAGUAAAAUACAGCAAUAUGUCAUCAGUUUCUGAUUUAUUGAAUUGUAUAACAGUGCAAAAAUAUUGCUCAUUUGUAGUGGUCUUUCUUGAACUAGUUGGAAAAGAAGAUUUACAAAUAACUAAAAACUUGUUGAAAAAUGAACAAGUGAUUCAAUUAUAAAUAACGAUUUCUACACAUAGAAGUAAUCAAUCAAUUAAUCAAUCAAUGUUUAUUUAUAUAGCCCCAAAUCACAAAUGUCUCAAAGGACUGCACAAAUCAUUACGACUACAGCAUCCUCGGAAGAACCCACAAAAGGGCAAGGAAAACUCACACCCAGUGGGCAGGGAGAAUUCACAUCCAGUGGGACGCCAGUGACAAUGCUGACUAUGAGAAACCUUGGAGAGGACCUCAGAUGUGGGCAACCCCCCCCCCCCCCUCUAGGGGACCGAAAGCAAUGGAUGUCGAGCGGGUCUAACAUGAUACUGUGAAAGUUCAAGCCAUAGUGGCUCCAACACAGCCGUGAGAGUCCAGUUCAAAGCGGAUCCAAGACAGCAGCGAGAGUCCCGUCCACAGGAAACCAUCUCAAGCGGAGGCGGAUCAGCAGCGUAGAGAUGUCCCCAAUCGAUACAGGCGAGCGGUCCAUCCUGGGUCCCGACGAGCGGUCCAUCCUGGGUCUCGACUCUGGACAGCCAGUACUUCAUCCAUGGUUAUCGGACCGGACCCCCUCCACAAGGGAGGGGGGGACGUAGGAGAAAGAAAAGAAGCGGCAGAUCAACUGGGCUAAAAAGGAGGUCUAUUUAAAGGCUAGAGUAUACAGAUGAGUUUUAAGGUGAGACUUAAAUGCUUCUACUGAGGUGGCAUCUCGAACUGUUACCGGGAGGGCAUUCCAGAGUACUGGAGCCCGAACGGAAAACGCUCUAUAGCCCGCAGACUUUUUUUGGGCUCUAGGAAUCACUAAUAAGCCGGAGUCUUUUGAAGGCAGAUUUCUUGCCGGGACAUAUGGUACAAUACAAUCGGCAAGAUAGGCUGGAGCUAGACCGUGUAGUAUUUUAUACGUAAGUAGUAAAACCUUAAAGUCACAUCUUAAAGAGCCCUCUUUGGGGAUUGUAAUAGAGAUCCAUCUGGAUUCAUCAACUUAAUUCUAAACAUUUCUUCACAAAAAAAGAAAUAUUUAACAUCAAUAUUUAUGGAACAUGUCCACAAAAAAAUCUAGCUGUCAACACUGAAUAUUGCAUUGUUGCAUUUCUUUUCACAGUUUAUGAACUUACAUCCAUUUUUUUAAGUAUUAUUCAAUAAAUAUAUUUAUGAAGGAUUUUUGAAUUCUUGCUAGUUUUAGAAUAUUAAAAAAAAAACCUCACGUACCCCUUGGCAUAACUUCAAGUACCCCCCUUUGAGAACCACUGAUCUAGUACACGCCAUUUUUAGAGGCCAUUUUUUUGGGUGGCAUAAUUACAACAUUUUAUUUUUAUGAAGGGUAUAAGUUUUACUCGUGGAAAAGAAAAGAGCUCUUUCAACUCCUUAUUGUAACGCUCUUGUGGUCGACUUUGGAGAACUUGACAUAUGUAAAGUGUGACGUGACGGAGUGGGACACAAUGUUGUAUAAAUAAUUGUAGAAAUGUAGCCCACAUAAUGAGUUUUUUUAAAUUAUUGUUAUUUUUGUAUUUAAUCUUUUUUUAUGUGUAUUUUUAAUGUCCUUUUCUGUGUUGUGUGUACAGUGUUACUGACUUAGGACUUAAUAAUAUUUUAGAUAUAAUAUCUGAAAGUACUGUAUACAUUUAAACAUAAGUAGGAGGUCACUGCUGUCUCUCUAUUUCAGUUUGAGAAUACUUGGUGUUGAAAAUGUUGAAGAGCCCUGAUUUUAAGGGUUCAAGAACUGGUGCAGCACAUAUGCGACAUACGUUUGGCAUCAUACGGUUAACCCUGGAAGCUAUUGAAGAAAGAUUUUACAUUUUUAAUAUUAAAAUAAAUCCUAUGAAGUUCCCGUUUGUUUUUUUGUUUGUAAUUUGUGCAUGUGCACUACAAGGCUAGCACGAAUAAUUUCCUAGAUCACAUGACCUAGAAGCUAGUGAACAAAUAUUUG